UUCUCCCACUCUCCCUUGCUACAAGCUUUCACACACACGUCCCAAGAACACAUCAGUGCUGCAGACUGAUACAAUCCAAGAUUUUCAUCAACCUACGGUACCGUUGAUUCUAUCUUCUCGAUAACCCGAGCGAGAGAUCGAUCGAGUAAGUGCACUCCAUGUCCAGGUUGAUGUCCGCCAUGCUGCUCGGAGGCGCGCGCGCCGCUGGCGCCGCAGCGCUCACCGGCACCACAGCCGUCAAACCUCUCCCCAAGCACUACCUCCUCGCUCCCCGGCCGCACACCGCGAGCUGGAGCCCCCUCUGCUUGCAGACCGCCCCAAGAUCGUCCCAGGCGUAUCACAACGCGCCGGAGGACCGGAGGGAGAUCAAGGACAAGUACAGGGGCGCGGCGGAGCAGGCGAAGGACGCCACUGGCAACGCCAAGGACAGCAUGAAGGAGACGGCAAGGGAAGCCAAAGACAGGGCAGACCAGAACGCGUCGCGCAUGGCUGAGGAGACCAAGCACAAAGUGGGGGACGCCGCCGAGGAAGCGUCGCACAUGACGGAGAAGGCAAAACAUCAGACGAAGGAGACCGCGCAGGAAGCCGCCGAGAAGGCCUCCCGCAUGACUGAGAAGGCCAAGCACGAGACGAAGGAGACCGCGCGCGAGGCGGCGGACAAGGCGGGCGAGAUGAAGGAGAGAGCGAAGGAGACGGCCGGGCAGGCGGCGGAGAAGACGAAGGAGACCGCGAGUGCGGCGGCGGACAAGACGGGGGAGAUGAAGGAGAGGGCCAAGGAGACGGCCGGGCAGGCGGCGGAGAAGACAAAGGAGACGGCCGGGCAGGCGGCAGAGAAGACAAAGGAGAUGGCAGGCUCGGCGAAGGAGAAGACGGCGGAGGUGGCGGAGGGCGCCGCGGAGAAGGCCGGCGAGGCCAAGGACAAGGCAGCGGAGAGCGCGAAGAGCGCCGGAGAGAAGGUGGUGGAGAUGACCAAGGAGGGCGCGAGCAAGGUGGCGGACACGGCCCAGGCGCUUGGCGACAAGGCGAAGCAGGCGGCGCAGGACAUGUGGGGCGCCACAAAGGAGGCCGCGCAGGUGGCGACGGACAAGGUCGUUGGGGACCACACGGCGGAGGAGCACUCGUCGUGGGACGACGUCGCCGCGGCCACCAAGGAGAGGGACAGGAUCGCGCAGGAGGCGCAGAAGAGGCAGGCCAGGGAGAAGGGCUCCGGCUUGCCGUAGGCACAAGUUACUGAAUCAAAUGUGUUCCAAUGCAUCUAGUAGCCUCUCUUUGUUUUGAGCUGAAAUUUUAGUAGUUUUACGUGUUGAAUAAUGCUGGGGGAAACAGAUGUGUGACGGUGGAGGUUAGCAUGUAAUGUAUGCUCUCUGAUGCACGCAUGUCUAUAAAUCAAACCAUUAGUUGUUUUCUGA
Messenger RNA from Lolium perenne, 1409 nucleotides. RefSeq lists its product as uncharacterized. NCBI's taxonomy places the organism in Eukaryota, Viridiplantae, Streptophyta, Magnoliopsida, Poales, Poaceae. The record is from RefSeq and is a predicted model, not a curated record.